AUGCAGAGUCAGAGUAGAGAGAAUAGUGUAGGGUCACAGGAGCCCAGCUCCUGCUACGAGUCGGCCCUCACCGACCAUUACCAGGUGGUGAGGGAGCUUGGGGAGGGGGGCUUCAGCCAUGUGUUACUGGCCCGCCAUCUCCUCACAGGGGCAGAGGUGGCAGUGAAAGUGGUGUCCAAGGCACAGGGGAACGUGCCCGUCCUCUCCGAAUCGGAGAGGUUGAUGGCCCUGGAUCACCGCAACGUUAUCCAGCUCUUCCAGGUAAUGGAGAGCCCGAGCACCGUCUACAUGGUCAUGGAGCACGCAGAUGGGGGAGACCUAUGGCACUACAUCCCUGAGGUCGGUGGCCUGCAGGAGGACCAAGCCCGCCCGGUGUUCAGGCAGAUCGUGUGCGCCGUGCGCCACUGCCACGACAGGGGCAUAGUGCACCUGGACCUGAAGCCCGACAACGUGGUGGUGGACAUCAGGGCCGGCAGUGUCAAGCUCAUUGACUUUGGCCUGGGCGCUACCUUCACGCCUGGGCAGAAGCUCAACGGCUUCUGGGGCACUGUCCCAUACCGUGCCCCUGAAAUCGUGCAGCAUCAAGAAUAUGAGGGUCCCCCUGCAGACGUCUGGAGCCUGGGGGUUACCCUGUUUCUCAUGCUCACUGGGAGACGCCCAUUUAAGGCCAGAGUCGCCAACUGCCUGCAGGACGUCCUCAUGCAGGCCAGCUACCACCUUCCCAGGUACCUUUCCCAGGACGCCUGCAGCCUCAUCCGGCAGAUGCUGAGGCUGGACCCCAGGCAGAGGGCCACCCUGGAGCAGGUAAUGGGGCACCCGUGGCUGAGCCAGGGCAGGGAACCCUCGCCCAAUCCUUGCAGUGACCCACACCCCAGACACCCAGACCCCGCCAUCAUGACCAUCAUGUUCGACAUGGGUUACGACCCCUACCACACCUGGGUGUCCUUGGACCAGCGGAAAUACAAUGAGGCCAUGGCCACCUACCUUAUCCUCCAGCACCAGAGAACCCAGGCCGCGGCGGGGUGGGCGCUCCAGGCGAGGCCUGUGCGCAGAAGGGUGGUGGGGCCUCGCCCAGGCCCCGCGGAUGCCCCCGGCCUGCGCCCCAGCAAGUGGUGCACCAGCGAGCCUGCCCAUCCAGUGCCCUGGGAGCACCAGCCACCAGAGGAGGCCAGGCAGGCAGGGCACAGGGGCGCGGUCAGUGCCAGCAUGCCCGCCAUCCCUCUGCGGUUCUUCCACGUGGGCACAGCCUCUCCCAGCCCAGCCUCCCGAGGCGACCCUGUGCCCCGCGGGCCCCAAGACCCCAGGCCCAGCCCAUGGAGGGUCCUCUGCGGGUGUGUGGCAGAAGGCCCCAGCUCCUCCUCCCAGGGGUCCUCAGGCCAAUCCGCUAACAGCGGCAGGGGUUGGAGGGGGGUCACCAGGAGGAUCGCCACCUGCCUCCAGCAACUGUGCUGCUGCUUGCCCUGCUUCCGCGGACCCGGCUCCCGAAGAAGAGCGGCACCCGUGCAGGGAGGCCACAGGAGCCCUAGGUUCCAAAACAGAGUGGCCCCAGUGGACGCGCCCUGA
Molecule: messenger RNA, 1563 nt
Organism: Marmota monax (woodchuck)
Lineage: Eukaryota; Metazoa; Chordata; Mammalia; Rodentia; Sciuridae
Product: sperm motility kinase 2B-like
Exons: 1
Coding region: 1-1563 (520 amino acids)
Biological process (GO): protein phosphorylation; intracellular signal transduction; microtubule cytoskeleton organization
Cellular component (GO): cytoplasm
Molecular function (GO): tau-protein kinase activity; ATP binding; protein serine/threonine kinase activity
Source: RefSeq, a predicted model, not a curated record